Messenger RNA from Triticum dicoccoides, 1555 nucleotides. RefSeq lists its product as uncharacterized. The coding region runs from base 1 to 822 and encodes 273 amino acids. NCBI's taxonomy places the organism in Eukaryota, Viridiplantae, Streptophyta, Magnoliopsida, Poales, Poaceae. The record is from RefSeq and is a predicted model, not a curated record. The transcript has 5 exons.
AUGGCGGCUGCCGCUUUGGUACGAUUUUCUGGGCCUUUCUCGCCGUCUUGCCUGGCCGUUUCCAAUUUGGUUUCUUUCCUUCCGCUGCUUCUUAUAAAUACUGGUCCCUUCCUGCGUCCCUCGCUCAUUCCGUGUGCUUCUGCUUGCGCUCUUCCUUCUCUAAUCAGCAGUGUGAUUUCUCCGGGGUUGGUUCGUCCCGCUGCUGCUCGGUCUGGCCGACGCCGUUGGGGCCGCCCUCCUGGGAUUCGGGCUGCCGUCAUUGCCCGUGUGCGCCGCGCUGGUGGCCAUGUUUCUUCGGAUUUUUCCUCGACGACGGCUGAUGCUGCUGCGCGUGGCCGCCCGGCUGUAGUUGAUUCAGCAUGUCGUCUUCGGUCCGGUCCUCGCCGGCCGUUUCGUUCUUCCUGGAAUGGUAUUCACCGAUUGGACUCGCGUCAGGAUGUUAAUGUGCCUGUUGAUAGUCGCCGUCGGGAGAUUUUACUAGGGAAGCGGCCUGUAGAUUUCACCAUUGGUAUUCCUAUUAGUGUGGGCUCUUCUUCAGCGGUUGUCGGGUCUGCUCCGGCUGUUUGGCCUGCCAGUGAGCGAACUGAUACUUUGUCUGUCCAAGUGGUUGACAGACCGCGUGUCUCUCCUUCUGGUUUUCCUGCUGCUGUCCAUCUUUAUGAGUCUUUGGUUGGUGCUACGUCUCUUCGUUGUCGUCCAAGAGUGGUGCCCUUAUGUGCUGCUGGUGCCUUCGGUCGGCCUACUCCUCUUGGUAACUUCGACUUUCUAAAUAUGUAUAUGCUUUUCUUGGUUUCUGUGUUCUUCUUCUGGGAUUGGUUCUAACUUCUGCACGUGGUUGCCAUUUGAGUUAUGCCUACCCCUGUUAUGGAGCACUUUCGUGUUUUGCGUGCUCGCCGUAAGCGGACGUUGGUGCGAUCAUACUAGUCCGGCUGGAAAAGAGGGUUUUUUUUUCGACCGCUGUGCUCACCCUUCUCCGGACGCUGCUGCAUGUGGUCUCAUUUUUUCCCCUCUAUUUCCAGUACGUGGGAUGCAGCCUCCGUUUCCUAAGGAUUAUAUCCAGCUGCUUAAGGCUACUUUUAAGGGGGCAUUCAUAUUAUGGUGGACCGGAUUUGUGUUGCCGGAAAUGUGGGGCCUUCUUUUGGUUCCGCGAAGGAUCUAUUCACCAUGCUGACGCGACUACUCGUUGUCUUGUUUACACGGGUUGUUGUCGGACGGGCAAGAUUUCGUUGCCAAAAUUUGGUGACUGGCCUUCUCCUUUGGAUAGGCUGAUGCGUUUUGAUGGUGACGUGGUUUCCUCUCGGUUCAUGCGAUUAAUACAGCAGUAUAAUUCCAUGUUCUGUUUUACAUCGUUGGGUGCACAGGUUGAUCAUAGUAUUAAUGUUGGAGGUGCUCCAUAUGUUUUCAAGAUGAAUGGGGUGGUCUACCAUCGUAUUGGUUCGUUGCUGCCGGCUGAGGGUGCACCUCCCAAGUUCGCGCAAUUGUACAUGGUCGAUUCUGCUGACGAGUUGGACUGUAGGUUGAAUGUGUUUGACAGAGAAGAAACUGCUUCGCUUGA